Molecule: messenger RNA, 1745 nt
Organism: Pelagomonas calceolata
Lineage: Eukaryota; Pelagophyceae; Pelagomonadales; Pelagomonadaceae
Source: the annotation of a GenBank genome assembly
AUGCAGACCGCCGGCAAACCGUCGUACUACGACCCGGAGGGCGAAACGAUCUACCUGAGUAGCCCGGCGGCGAGCGAGGCCGGCGCCCCGAAGAAGCGCCGGCGCGGGCCCGAGCUGAACGACGUCCUGGGGUAUGUUGGGUCCGCGACGUUGCUGGUCGCGUAUCUAUUCGUUGCGAACCAGAUUUUGCGCAAGCACCCCGUCGUCGUCGACUGCAUGAACCUCUUCGGGUCCGCGUGCGUCGGGUUCAAUUGCUAUUGCAAGAAAGCCUAUGCUCCGAUGUUCCUCGAGAUCUGUUGGUUCGGCAUCGCGUUCGCCGCGCUCGUGAAGCACUCCAUAUAAGUUUGUUGUUACAAGAGGGGAGGAGGACAGGGAUCACGCGGGGACACAGGGGGGAACGCGGCUUCGUCCGCGGUGGCGCCUCAGGCGAUGACGCAGGUCUUCGUCGCCUUGGUGCACGCGGUGUCGAGCGACUCUGUCGAGAUUUGGGUCUCCGGCGGCGGCGGCGGCGGCGCGUCGGCCGGUCGCGGCGUGAUGCUCACGCUCUUCAUCGCCUUGGACGACGGCGAGGCCAGGGGCGCGGUGCCGUGCGCCGCGACGCGGUCGGCGCGCCUGUGCGCAAAUCAACCGGUGAGUCAGAAACCGCACCGUCACGUCGCGUCGAUGGCGUGCGAAGCGCCGCGAAUUUGAUUUGUGCACUGCGCCGCGCUCCGCGUCCAUCGCCUUGUUGGCCUUGCGGGCCGCGGUCUGGCGCUCGCGCGCGGCGUCGGCCUCGCGGCGCUUGUCCUCCGCGACGCGGCGUGAGCGCUCGGCCUCCGCGGCCUUGUCGGCGUCCUGGGCAUUGGACAGGCGCUCGGUCUCGGACGCGCGCUCGUGGGCCGCUUCUUCGUUGACGCGGCGCUCGCGCUCCUCCUCGGCCGCGGCGUCGACGCGGCGGGCGUUGCCCUUGCGUUCUGUGUGGACGAAACUUUGUGAGGCUCGACGCCAUCGACGCGACCCCAAAACGAAGGCAUGACACGGAGUCCGCACCGAGCUCGGCGGCCGCGUCGCCGACGGUCUCGAGGACCUUGGAGCCCUUGAGCGGCGAGCGCUGCGGGCCGGCCGCGAGGCGCUCCGCGCGCUCCGCGUCCUGCAGCUCGAGCGAGCGGCGCUGCGCCUCGGCACGCACGAGCGCCUCCUGCGCGUCGGCCUUGGCCUGGGCCUGGAGCCGCUCCUGGCGCUCGCCCUCCGCCGCGCGGUCGGCCGCCGCCGCAUUGGACUUGCGCUCGGACUCGGAUACGCGCUCGCGUUCGGCUUCGGCGGCCAUGCGCUGGGCGCGCUCUUCCUCGGCGAGGGCCUUCACCUGCUGCGUCGUCGCCUUUUUCUCGAGCUCGCCGGCGCUGAUGGCCUUGACCAAGGGGCUCGCCUGCGGCGCCUCGCCGAAGGCGGCCACGCGGGCCUGGCGCUCGGCCUCCGCGCCGGCGUCGGCCUGGCCCUGGCUGUGGCGGCGCUGGAGCUCCUCGCGCGCGUCGACGGCGGCGAGAUGCGCCAACUUCUCCUGGCGCGCGAUUUCGUGGGGCGGGCUUUGGACGACCGCUGCCAUGUGGAUCUCUGGCCUUUCACUGUGCUGCUUUUUUACGUGCUUGCAGCCCUCUUUUCGACCAGCAAGUUGCCGCUGCGGUACUUGGCUACUGUCAACAGGCUCGCGCGGUUGUCAAUCGGCUCGUAAGACGACGCGCAGGCGGAGAGCGCGCGAAUUAAACUCU